Messenger RNA from Funneliformis geosporum, 858 nucleotides. NCBI's taxonomy places the organism in Eukaryota, Fungi, Glomeromycota, Glomeromycetes, Glomerales, Glomeraceae. The record is from the annotation of a GenBank genome assembly.
AUGGGGUUAGAAAGCACAAAAAGUUCUAAAUUAUUAGGACUAACUAAGUUGAAGGAUAAGUUAUUAAACUUAAACCCUCUCUACAAUCGAAAAAUAAGAUUUUACAUCAGUGAACGGUUAACUUGGGAUUUGACUGAAUUGUUAAGCGAAAAUGACCCGAAAUCGGUUGCUAGAUUUUUAUCCUCUGGUUUAAGUUUUCUAAUUAACAACCAAGAGAACAAAAAAAUUUUUUCACUCUACUUAGAAAGUUUUUUUAAACCACUUGCUUUGGAGGAUAUUACAAAAAUACAAAAAAAAGUAUAUCAUCUCCAAAAAAAAAAUUUAGCGGUUUAUCAAGAAAAAGGAUAUAAUGAAUUAGUAAAAGAUAUCGAAAGAGAUAUUUAUAGACAAAUGCUCCUUGAAAAAAAAGUCAUAGCGGGGGUUGAUGAAGCCGGACGAGGAGCCUUGGCUGGACCGGUGAUAGUGGCGGUGGUUAUUUUGCCGGUUGGUUUUCAAAAUCCCUUGAUUCAAGAUUCUAAAAUUCUUAGUCCGAGCCAGAGAAACAGAGCUUAUCAAAUAGUCAGGCAUGAGGCCUUAGAAUAUAAUAUAAUUGCCAAAAGUGCUCGUGAAAUAGAAGAGAAAAAUCCCUUAGGAGCAACCAAAGAGGCCAUGGUCGAAGUUGUUUUGGGUCUAAAAAAUAAACCUAAUUUAUGCUUAGUUGAUGGAAAGGAAGAGAUAAAAAUAGAUAAAAUUAAGACCAUAAGCAUUGUGGGAGGAGAUAGAAAAUCUAUUAAUAUUGCCGCUGCUUCCAUUAUCGCCAAGGUGACACGAGAUACUAUUAUGCAGAAAUUACAUAAGAAUUAUCCGCUCUAUGGUUGA